AUGGAAGAUGCUACUCGUCGUAGCAUCUUCGGUUCGUCUGACGAAUCAGAUGAACCAUCGCCGAAGCGAAGUCGCUCGAGAUCGCGAGACUCGGGCGCUAACAGUGGUGUCGGUUCUCCUAUUGACACCACUUCGCAGCGAGGUGCCAGUACUUCUGUCGGCACGUCGCAGGAAGAGCGGGACCGCAACGUGUUGCGUCUCGCUCCUGAAAAGAAGGCAUGGAUGCCUCCAAAGUCAGUCAUGGAUCGCUUGUCGGCGACGAUAAGUGAUCGCUAUCGAACACGAUUGCUCGAUUCGUCAAGGAUCCAUCACCUUGACCCCGGUGCGAAAACCUAUCGCGCUGAGAAUGGAUUCUUCAUCGAUGCUUUCUUUAGACAUCGAUGGUACAGUGGGAAUCACAAGCGUGAUGGUCCCUCACUACUUCAAGCGUGGAACGCCUACAUCCAUAACCUUGAGGAUGUAGGUCGUGACGCUUGGAACGACAAACUUGUCAAAGCUCGUGAAAAGUUUGACAAAGCGAUCCCCGACAGGUGCACGCUACAAGCUGCAUCGUCUGUCAAGGGAGAAAGGAUUACCCUGCCUCUCUUGGGGAGACUCGUGAUUAUGUUUGAGAUGUACGAAGGGAUUGACAACCUGAAAUCCCUUUACGACCGUGCCGGGAAGACUUUCUCCGGCGGUCCUUCUGCGGCACAGGAUGUGCCACGUCGUACUGCUCGACCAGACCCAGUACGUCAACCAUCAGUUGAGAGCGGGGCUACCAAGUAUCCAAGGACGGGGGAUAGCCGCUCCACCGGACGAGAUAACUCGUCCGACGUCCGUUCACGUCGCGGUGGUUCAACAGCUGCUCAACCAGAUAGCGCUGGCCACCACGAGAUUCCUCUAAUGGAGGUGGAGGAGGAGGGAAGACGCUCUCCACACAAUCGUGGGGAAGCGUGUGUUUCCGGGAGCUUCUUUGAUCGCGUAGCUCAAGGGUUACGUGGCGAUCUCGAACAUGAGCGGGACAGACGUCUCCAACUGGCGGACACUGUCUUGAAGCAUCGAGCUGAGUUUGCCUUUGCUCAGCUUGAGAACGAGAGAGCUCUGACGUCUCUGCGUGACGAGCUAAGGGUAGCUCGUGGGAUUAUUGAUCGGUCUCGGGAUGAGAUAACUGCUCUUCAGACCCUUGUCGAUGCCCAUCCUCGGGAGCACAAGGCCCUCUGCGAGAUGCUUGAGCGUAAGGGCGUUCUUCAUCGGAAAAAGCAACGUAACGAUGGUACUGCUUAA
This is a messenger RNA of Peronospora matthiolae, 1263 nucleotides long. Lineage: Eukaryota; Oomycota; Peronosporomycetes; Peronosporales; Peronosporaceae. The record is from the annotation of a GenBank genome assembly.